ACGGGACAGGAAGGCUGGCGGCGCUCCCAUUUCUCCCAGCCGGUGACCCCGGGGAUUUCUCUUAUGGUGGCUUUCUCUGAAAUGCCAAAACCACCCGAAUAUUCAGAACUGAGUGACUCUUUAACGCUUGCCGUGGGAACAGGAAGAUUUUCGGGACCACUGCACAGAGCAUGGAGAAUGAUGAACUUCCGUCAGAGGAUGGGAUGGAUUGGAGUGGGAUUGUAUUUGUUAGCAAGUGCAGGAGCGUUUUACUAUGUUUUUGAAAUCAAUGAGACUUACAACAGGCUGGCCUUGGAACACAUUCAGCAGCACCCAGAAGAGCCCCUUGAAGGAACCACAUGGACACACUCCUUGAAAGCUCGGUUACUCUCCCUGCCUUUUUGGUUUUGGACAGUUAUUUUUCUGAUACCUUAUUUACAGAUGUUUUUGUUCCUUUAUUCUUGUACAAGAGCUGACCCCAAAACGGUGGGCUACUGCAUUAUCCCCAUAUGCUUGGCAGUCAUUUGCAAUCGCCACCAGGCAUUUGUCAAGGCUUCUAAUCAGAUCAGCAGACUACAACUGAUUGAUACGUAGAAUCGGUCAUCAUUUUUUCCUUACAGUUACAAAACUGCCACUACCGUAUGGAGCCUGGUCACAAGACUGCAGUUUCUUCACAGAUCUCAGGAAGUUGUGGUGGGGCAGAGGCUUUCUAAAAAGUGUGACUAGGGGGCUAUCUUUAUCUGAAUAAUAAUGAAUUUUUAAGUUGAAGCCUGAGAUACAGUACUACAAAAUCAUGUUGAUGACUUCAGAUUUUGGAAGUAAAAUCGUGUCUGUUAUUUGCAUUCUUUAGAAACUUGAAUAAGUACCUGAACUCCUAUUUUUAUUCUACUGUGCAACAUAGUGAUGAUUCAUAAAUUUUUCCUUUGGGGAAAAAAAUGAGUAUGAACAUUUCCAUUGUGCUUAAUGUAAAGAGGUCCAAACAUGGUCAUAAAGUUUAAAUUUUAUACAAUUAA
Neogale vison (American mink) is the source of this 992-nucleotide messenger RNA. It is a transcript of the gene LYSET, whose product is annotated as transmembrane protein 251. The transcript is spliced from 3 exons. The record is from RefSeq and is a predicted model, not a curated record. NCBI's taxonomy places the organism in Eukaryota, Metazoa, Chordata, Mammalia, Carnivora, Mustelidae. Bases 64 to 573 code for a protein of 169 amino acids.